This is a messenger RNA of Eimeria necatrix, 510 nucleotides long. RefSeq lists its product as hypothetical. Lineage: Eukaryota; Apicomplexa; Conoidasida; Eucoccidiorida; Eimeriidae. The record is from RefSeq and is a predicted model, not a curated record. The transcript has a single exon. Bases 1 to 510 code for a protein of 169 amino acids.
AUGCAUGUUUUUGCUGCUGCUGCUGCUGCUGCUGCUGCAGCAGCAGCAGCUGCCGUAGCUGUGGCAGUGGCCACCGCAGCAGCCUCGAUGCAGCUGCUGCUGAACGUGCUGCAGCAGCAGAAGCUGCAGCAGCAGAAGCUGCAGCAGCAGAAGCUGCAGCAGCAGAAGCUGCAGCAGCAGCAGCUGCUGGAAAGACCAUCAGGCCUUCUACUUCAGGGCGCAAACAAACUGACCAGUGGACCACUGGGGGCUGCUGGCUGCUGCGGCUGCCCCCAGCAGCAGCAGCAGCAGAAGGCAGCACAAGUAGCUGCAGCAGCAGCAGCAGCUGCAGCAACAGAAGCAGCUGCUGCAGCAGAAGCAGCUGCAGCAACAGCUGCAGCAGAAGAAGCAGCGGCAGCUGCUGCUGAAGGGCGAGACUCUCUCAGGCAUUACAGAACAACAGCCGCCGCUGCUCUUGCUGCUGCUGCUGCUGCUGCUGUUGCUGCUGCUGCAGCAGCAGCAGCAAUUUAA